Molecule: messenger RNA, 3179 nt
Organism: Stegastes partitus (bicolor damselfish)
Lineage: Eukaryota; Metazoa; Chordata; Actinopteri; Pomacentridae
Gene: cfdp1
Product: craniofacial development protein 1
Exons: 7
Coding region: 234-1145 (303 amino acids)
Cellular component (GO): Swr1 complex
Source: RefSeq, a predicted model, not a curated record
UGUUUUUUUUGUUUAUUUCCGCACCGCAACCCUGAAUAUGCUGGCAUCCGCUAACACAAUUAAAAAAUAGAGCAUUCUGAACGUGUGUUCUUAAUAAGCAAGCAUUUGUAGCCAGUGAGGGUUGGAUUUGUAAAGUGGGGGGAGCAGUGAAGGAGUAGGAGGAACAGAGGAGGUUCUGCUGCUCGUUUUUUUUGUCCUUUCAGCGACUCGUUCGCGAAGCGGCUCGAAACACGAUGAACUACUCUGACUACGACUCUGAUGGAUAUUCGUCGAAUGAAGACGCAGACUACGUCCCAUCAGACAAUAACCUCAGUGAAGAUGACAUUAAUGAGUGUGAAAAAGAAGACCCUCUUCACGAGGAUGACAACGUGCCACAUCCCGGCGAUGUCAACAAGAAGAAGAAAAAGAAGAACAGCGACAUCAGAAUAAGAAAAAGGAAGAAAGGGGUCCUGAAAGUAAAUGUGAAAGAGGAGGAUGGAGCUGAAGAGACAGAGCCACCACAGGAAGAGGUGGGAAAUCCCGCUAAUGAAAAGGAUGAUGAUGAAGUAAAACAGAAGAAAAAAUCAGAUGACUUGUGGGCAAGUUUCCUGUCUGACGUUGGAUCCAGACCCAAAGACUCCACACCGUCCUCACAGUCAAGUACCACACAGAAGGUUGAUUCUUCAGUAUUGAAGGCUGCUCCUUUGACAACUCAACCAAAAGCAUCAGGACCUGCUAAAGUCACCAUCACUAAAGUUUUUGACUUCGCUGGAGAAGAAGUUAGGGUGAAUAAGGAGGUAUCAGCAGACUCCAGAGAAGCAAAGAGUUACCUGAAGGUCCAGAAUGCCGAACAGGAGAAGAAUGGAGACCAAGAAGAGAACUCAUCACCUAGCCAACUUCCUCUUCCUGGUCCCAGUGCUAAGCGUCCGACAGGCAUGUCAAGCGUCCUGGGUCGCCUUGGAGGAAAGAAACAGAAAAUGAGCACGCUGGAAAAGUCUAAGAUGGACUGGGACGCUUUUAAAUCAGAGGAGGGCAUCACAGAGGAGCUGGCCAUUCACAACAGAGGCAGAGAGGGGUAUGUGGAGCGGAAGAACUUCUUAGAGCGCGUCGACCACCGCCAGUUUGAGUUAGAAAAAGCAGUUCGACUGAGCAACAUGAAACAAUGACAUAGACUGACUGACAACAAACACUCGUAGAGUGGAACCAAGGAUUUGUAUUCUCUUUCUAACGACACAGUUGCUAUUCCUUCAGCAAAGUGAGCUCAAACUGGUGCCGUGGCUGGAGUCUAUUUCAGGAUGGGUAUAUUAAUAGGCUGAGUUUGUGUAAUUAGGGGUGUUGAGAGUUCAUCCUUGUGAGAACCAACUAGAGUUUCAGACCUUCAUGCUGAGGACAUAACUGGAAUGUGAGGUCCCUGCUUUCUCAAGGGGAUGGUUUUGGGUGAGGACUUAAAUUAUGGGUUAAAAAGUAAUUCUGGUUUAUUACAACUUGUCUUAUUUUUGUAGUUUUAAACAUAAUUUCUGUCUGUAAUUGUGUCACUCUCACCAUGAUCAUAACUGAGAUUGGGGAACUUGGUGGCAUCACUAAAAUUAAACCUUCCAGGUCAGGCAGGCAGAUAGUCUACAACCGCAAUAAAAACUCGAAAUAAGGUUCUAGCUUGAAGUUAAGGCACAGGUUGACGUUUCUGUUUUUGGAUAUCUUACCUGCAUGAGGAAAAAAAAACACUGGAUAAUGCAGGUGUAAAACCAAAUGAAACAUGUCAGCUCUAAGCGAUGUGCUGAAAUUAAAGGGUCUCCUCAGAUCCUGCCUCCUCCUCUUACAAUCUUAACCUGUGUGUCAAAAACACCUUUGUCUACAAAGGGGGAAAAGGACAGCCUUGCAAUAGUUGCAGUACAUCCAGUCACAAUGAGGGAAAAAUUAAGAUAACAAGAACCUUUGUUCAUACAAUGCUGUUACUCAAGUACAGAUCAUAUGUGAAUACCUGGUAGAAAUUGGGUCUUCAGGAUCAUUUCUAUGUUCUUCAACACAGAAGCACACACGUGAAUGCAACAGAACUAAACUAUAGUGUAGAGUUAUGUCACAGCGACUGCAAAUAAAUAAUUUUAACUUUUUCUUUCAGAAGUCACGUCUUGUCUCUUAGCUUGACACGCAGGCUUCAUACUGUAAUCACUGACUUUUGCAACACACGCCUUGAAGAGGAAUUCUGGUAUUCUGGACACAACUGGUCCAAAAAUCUACUGGUGAAUUGAUCUAAAUUGCUAAAUUUACUUCUUGUGUUCACUGGGCAUGGCAACACAAUGUGAGGUUCUGGUUGUGUGUUUGUCUUUGUUCCUUGGCUCCCAUGUCGAGUGUUGUACCCUUGACAUUUUGUCAGUGAAAAAAAACAAAAAUAUUUGAACAGUGUCUUAUUUUGUACUAAUGAUCAAGCCAGCCUGUCAGACUCUCACGUUGGUUUUAAAACUUUGACAAGACCUAUUUGUUCUUUUAAAAAAAAAAUACUGGUGCAGACGUUCCAGCACUGUGACAUCUCUUUUUAGAAGAAAAUUUAGCAUUAGGAUCAUUUAAAAGAAGCGAUAAUGAUAUUUAAUUUCCAGACACAGCAUUUUUAAUUGGCUGAUAGAGAUGACUGCUUUGGUUGGAGGCUCCUCAUAAACAGGGUUCAGUGUGUAUGAAAUGUUGGGUUCGCACUUCUUCGUAUGGUCAGUAGAUGUUAGAUAUAGUUUCAGGGCUCAACCACCACUGACCAACCAUCGCUGAGGCCAUAAGUGAUGCUUUUGAGUUGAAAAAAAAAUCUGACUAAUGUACCAUAUUUUGAACAUUUUCAUACUUUUGAAACCAUCGUGAGAAACUGAAACACCUUGCUACCAGCUGAACUUAAAACAUGUACUCAUGCAUUCAGGUGAGAAGCUUUUUGUAGACACUGUACAGAUGCUGAUCAAUGCCACCAUAGAAAUGUAGUCAAUCCAACUGCCUCUUACCUGUCAUAUCUGAGGAGGACCACAUUGAACUAAGCAGGUCUGAUGGGUGACAUUGACCUUGUCCAGAUGUUCUUCGUCCUGCUUAAGAACAGAGUGGGAAAAGUGGGAUUGAUGCAAAACAUUACGGUGAUUAGCGGGGGUUUUGAAUUCUUGUUUGAGUGAUUGAGUCUCAGUACAGUUCUCUGUUUAUUCAUGUGAAUAUUAAAUAUCCAUCCAACACAAACA